CUUGGAUAUCGUAGGUAUUUUUGGCUAUACACCAAGACACUCUACCUUCACCACCACUAUCUCUCCACCGCUCAUCCUCCCUUCUCUCCCACUCCAUCCUCGACGUAUUCGAUUCUACGCGAAUACUGUCUGCUUGUUCACUUGUCUACUAAUCUUCUUACACUAACCUGCAGCACAAGAUCAAGAUGGCUCCAGGAAAGCAGGGCGCUGUCGCCGUCGACUUGAACGCGAUGCUCACCAAAGGUGAACACCACUAUCCAGCGCGCAUCAUGAGACAGAACUCAGAAACUUUGCGCAAGAUACUGAUACCUUGAUAGAUCGUCAACGCCGCAAGAAUGAGGCUCUGGCUGCGGAAGUAUUUGGGAAAGGUCGCAGAGCAUCUGCGCCGGGAGCUGGUAUGAUCAGUCGCAAGCCAGCUGGAAACACCGUACCAUCCCUCGCAAGCAGAAUCGGCGCCGCAAAGGUAUAAUAUGGAAUACCUCCCCCCUUGAGGGGCAGUCUCUAAUAUACAACAGCCAUCAAGAUCCCCUUCCACUUCCUUGUCGUCGAGAAUCCAGAAGCCUUCCUCCAGACCAGUUCUAAAACCGAUGGUCUCGAAACCUGCUGGAGAUGUCAAUGCCGAAUGGACACACGAUCUUCACAACCUCAACAGCCCACAGGAUCCUGCGGUUCCGCGUGGCCCAAGAGCAGCGCGUCUUCAGCGUGGUAACCGCCAGCAACAGCUUCACCGUGCGCUCAACGGCUCAGCUUCGUCGCCCGCGCUGAAUAGUCAAUUCAACAUUAUCGGUAGCUCAAACCCAGGCAUUUCUAUUCGAGGAGUGGCAGGACCGUAUAUUAUUGUUGCGAAGCAUCUUGCGAUGGGUACCACAGUUGCAGAUAUUGAGGCUGCGAUGCUUCCAAUUGGUGGCCAGGCUAUCUCAUGCGUUCUUAUAGCCGAGAAGCCAAAAGUUAUUGCGGAGGUUGAGUUUGAGACUAAGGAAGGCGCUGAUAAUGUCGUUGACACUCUAAACAACCAAACUGUAAGGCUCUCCUACCAUUGGAUAUCGAUUGCACGCUGACUUUCCCUAUCAGGCUGAUGGCAAUAUUCUCCACGUCUACCACAAAAUCGGCGCUACGGCUUCUAGACCUGCUCAAAAUACCACCAACGUUCCUUUGGGCCCACGAGCCGAUACCGCAAGAUACCCCAAUGAAGCUCGCCCUACAGCCGAACGAUACAACCCUAGAGAAAUUGCCAAGACCCGCCGUGAGGAGGUUAUUGAUGGCUCAUACGGAUUUGACGCAAUGGACACUGAUGACAACCAGUCAAGCGGCCGACUCUAUAGCGAUAGCAUGGUGGGAGGCCGAGGACGUGAUCGAGGACGUGGGGACAACCGGGGACGAGGCAAUAAUGGAGGUCGAGGAUACAACAACAGAUGAAGUUAAUGCCUUUGGUGUCACAUUUGAAGCUUGUUACGACACUAUAUACCCCACCGGCUCAAUCAACCUCUUGUUAAUCCUGCAAAUCUUACUGAAUCAGUAUGGAAACUCCACGAACCAACCAGAAAAAGUUCGGGAAAUAUAACUAUAUUUUCCCCCUGGCGGGAUAGAUCUGAUUGCAUACUGGUGAUGCGCCUUAGAGAAUAAGAAAAGGGGGAAACACGAGCCAUAAUUCUGUACGAGUAAAACGAAGAACGUAAAAUGAAAUGUGUAUUAUUAAAAUGUUGUCUUUU
Molecule: messenger RNA, 1709 nt
Organism: Hymenoscyphus albidus
Lineage: Eukaryota; Fungi; Ascomycota; Leotiomycetes; Helotiales; Helotiaceae
Source: the annotation of a GenBank genome assembly